GGGUGAGGUAAGAUGGCGACGUGCGGCGUGCUGGGGCUUCAGCUACAUGUUGAGCGGCGUUGUGGUGCCCAAGUCCAAGGUAAGUUGGUGCUGAGGUGGAGGUGAAGGUUCAAUGUUGGAUUUCCAGGCGUUUAUGCUGUCGGGGUCCAAAGACCCUGAUGGUCGUCCGCCCGGAAACCCAGAGGCAUCCAUUGCCGCCGGACGACAAUAUUGAACACUGUAAUUGCCCUGUACGGCCCACUGUAGUAAGGUAGCCACUGUACCAGGUGCAGUACCAGCUGGCCGGGUUAGUACCCAGCGCUCCAGCGUCUAAAAGGCUGGGCUGGUGGCGGCUCCACGCUCUGCCCAGACCGGCAACGCAGCUCAGGGCAGCAGCUUGGGCAGGCAAUUGAGGCAGGCCCUUGCGUGCUCCGCCUCACCUGAGAUUCUGCUUUUCGCCUCCCUGCCAACUUGGCUCGACUGACGCAGCCUGCCCUCCGCACGCUUCCCUCCAACUUCCCGACUCUUCUUCAGCCUCGAAAGAAAAGGAAAGACAGGCAACCUUGCUUCGUCCCUACCGCCCUGCCUCACUUCACCGUCAUCCAACCUUCGCGACCGGGGCCCCGUCUCGACAUCGUGACGACGACCGCCCGCCAGACUAUCGUCGAUCGCCAACCACCCAUCGCAUCGCCUGAUCCCGCCUGGCCAGAUUCCUCACCUGUUUGUUGCCUGCCUCCACUGCGGGCCGCCGCUCUGAUAAGGACGACCCUGCCGUUGUCCAUUCACGCCUCCUUGUUCGCGACAACGGGUCGCUGUGUAACCACAAAACACCUCGUCUCCCCCCAAUUUCGCCUUCCGCCUCGCACCCAGUCGACUCCAACGAUAGAUCUUCGCUGCUCUGCUGGUCGCACAGGGUCGCAUCUGCGCCCCCCGCCGCUCACACGAAAACGACCGGCCCCUUGGCGCUGCACCGGCUGCCGCGCCUGCAACCCCAGAGCUCCACUUGACUGCGAGCUGCGACUGACGACGCCCGAGCCCGUCCGUUCGCACGUCGCACCGCCCUGCACCUCGCGUCGUUAACCGCCACUGCUCGAGUUACUUUUUAAGGUUAUUCGAGCCUUCGUCCUCUGCUGCGCGUGCGUCCGAACCGAGCGGCCUUAAGGGACCGCGUCCCCCCCGAUUUCUCAACCGUCGCCGCCCGGGCAGCCACCUCGGCCUCUUCUCUCGAUUGCAGCCUUGUCUGCCGUCCAGCGUGUAUUCUCCCGCGACUCGACCAGCGACGAAAUAGGAGCUCUGUUUGAUGGCUUCUGCGGGUUCCUUCCCAGGCCCGACGUCGUUUCGCCUGGCGAAGCUCGCCCAAGAUGCCUAUGACUAUCCCAUGAGGGUCUUCCAGGCCGCGCCGCCUGAGACCCAUCCUUCCCUGCCGCACCUUACACUCCUCGUCUUCGAGGCCGUUCUCGAGGUCGUGUGCGUCAGUCUGCCUGGCUACAUCAUCGCCCGGCUCGGCCACUUCGACGCCGACAAGCAAAAGUUCCUUGCCAACCUCAACGUGAUGCUAUUCACGCCAUGCCUCAUCUUCACCAAGUUAGCCUCGCAGCUCAACGCUGAAAAGUUAUCAGAGCUUGCCAUUAUCCCUGCCAUUUUUGUUGUGCAGACGCUGGUGUCAUGGGUCGUGGCCGUUGCCGUCGCCAAGGUCUUUAGGUUUAACAAGCGAGCCGCCAACUUCGUCACCGCAAUGGGCGUCUUCGGGAACUCCAACUCGUUGCCGAUAUCUCUCGUCCUGUCGCUGUCGCAGACCAUCAAGGGGCUGCAUUGGGACCGGAUUCCUGGCGACAACGACGACGAAGUCGGCGCACGUGGCAUCCUCUACCUUCUCAUUUUCCAGCAGCUAGGUCAGCUUGUGCGCUGGAGCUGGGGCUACCACGUGCUGCUCGCCUCCAAGGACAAGUACCCGGAGUACCAGCAGCACAUAGCCGAGGAGGGACAGUAUCGCGGUGAGGACCACGAGGACCAGGAGGCUGAGCGACUCAUGGCCGGUCUGGAUGGAGACACCGAGGAGGAGGGGGAGGAAGACGAGGGGAGCGUCGACUCGCACACGUAUGUGCCCGCUGGCCGCACUCCUGUAGUCGGCACGUCGACGGCCUCUGUGGCCGACUCCAGCGACGACGAGUUCUCCCCCAAGAAGUCGCCUUCCAAGGUCGGGUCAACUCCAGUCAAUGGCAACCAUCUGACACUCAACGGGAACGAGCCCCACUACAUGGCCUUUCCCCAUGUCGGAAGCAGUAGCAGCAUCUCCCAGCUCUAUCCCAAUGGCGACAGCAUGCUUGCUCGAGCAAAGGCUACUGUUGUCAGGAAGGUCCGGGCAAUCGGUGCCAGGGUCGCCGCUUUUUUCUCGCGCUUGUACCAGGCUCUACCUCGACCAGUUCAGGUCACGCUAUCGUUCAUGGCCAUUGCGGUUCAGAAAACCUGCAACUUUGUUUGGGAGUUCAUGAAUCCUCCGCUGUGGGCGAUGCUGAUGGCCGUCCUGGUGGCGUCGAUCCCCAAGCUACAAGAGCUUUUCUUCGAAGAGGGCUCCUUCAUCAACAACAGUGUGACCAAUGCGGUCAAGUCGAGUGGCGGCGUCGCGGUGCCUCUGAUUCUGGUGGUGCUUGGUGCUAACCUGGCGAGGAACACGAUGGCGCACGACGAUGCGCACGACCCCGAGGAGGAGCAGAUUGGUACUAAGCUGCUCGUCGCGUCGCUGUUGAGCCGCAUGGUGCUGCCGACCGCCAUCAUGGCACCAAUCCUUGCUGUGACGGCAAAGUACCUCCCCAUCAGCAUUCUCGACGACCCAAUCUUCAUUGUGGUCUGCUUCCUGUUGACCGGUGCCCCGAGCGCCUUGCAACUGGCACAGAUCUGCCAGAUCAACGCUGUGUACGAGAAGACAAUGGGCCGUCUGCUGUUCCAGAGCUACGUCAUCUGGAUUCUGCCCUCGACGCUGAUUCUCGUCAUGAUGGCGCUCGAAGUCGUGGCGUGGGCCACUUGAGGCUCUUCCAGGCACGGGUCAUCUUCGCUUGAGGCGAUGUGGCGGGGCAUUGGUUAUGGCACAUGUUUGGCGUUUGUGUGAGGAAUCGCGCCGUGCUCUCAUUUGGACACCGCUUCGUUAUCUGGGUCACAAAAAUGCUGGGCUCUGAGGCAGACGCUGCUUCUCUAUACCUAGCUCGGGUCGAAGGAAACAGGGAGACAUGGCAUACUGUAGCGGGCGUUGAAGGGUUUCAUUGUGUUUGGCCGCGGCGGACCAGUUCGUUUGCACAAGAUGAUGGCUUUUCGGUGCAGGAUCGAGGCAGGUCGGGCGCCGCACGCCGCGGAGAUGGAAACGAGACGAGCUUGAAGACAGCCAGUGCGGUAUCGCAGAGUGAAUUAAUUGCUCGGCCGGCGGGGUUGGGAUACUUGUACAAAGUAUAGUACGAC
This is a messenger RNA of Purpureocillium takamizusanense, 3429 nucleotides long. RefSeq lists its product as uncharacterized. The record is from RefSeq and is a predicted model, not a curated record. The transcript has 3 exons. Bases 1280 to 3004 code for a protein of 574 amino acids. Lineage: Eukaryota; Fungi; Ascomycota; Sordariomycetes; Hypocreales; Ophiocordycipitaceae. Gene Ontology annotation, biological process: transmembrane transport. Gene Ontology annotation, cellular component: membrane; endoplasmic reticulum.